AUGGCCACAGCUCCGCAGUACAAGCUCUGCGAUAUCAAGGGACUCCGCAGGGGACAGCUGCGACACCAAGGGACUCCGCAGGGGACAGCUGCGACACCAAGGGACUCCGCAGGGGACAGCUGCGACACCAAGGGACUCCGCAGGGGACAGCUGCGACAUCAAGGGACUCCGCAGGGGACAGCUGCGACACCAAGGGACUCCGCAGGGGACAGCUGCGACACCAAGGGACUCCGCAGGGGACAGCUGCGACAUCAAGGGACUCCGCAGGGGGAAGCUGCGAAACUAAGGAACUCUAGCAAAGUGCAGGCACCUCUACGUGGUGCUAGGGACCAGUAUUCAACUCUCGCUCUGCAGUUGAAGAAGCCAAGACCUGCGCCAACAUCGAUAGACCACUUGUGUAGGCUCCGGCCACGGGCGAAGAGACUGGCAGUAGGGCCAGGAGAGCGCAUUCCAUUGUCUGUUUUCACUCCAAGAUAG
Messenger RNA from Penicillium verhagenii, 477 nucleotides. RefSeq lists its product as uncharacterized. The coding region runs from base 1 to 477 and encodes 158 amino acids. The transcript has a single exon. Lineage: Eukaryota; Fungi; Ascomycota; Eurotiomycetes; Eurotiales; Aspergillaceae. The record is from RefSeq and is a predicted model, not a curated record.